This is a messenger RNA of Tympanuchus pallidicinctus (lesser prairie-chicken), 9240 nucleotides long. RefSeq names its product WD repeat containing planar cell polarity effector (gene WDPCP). Gene Ontology annotation, molecular function: protein binding. Gene Ontology annotation, cellular component: axonemal basal plate. Lineage: Eukaryota; Metazoa; Chordata; Aves; Galliformes; Phasianidae. Gene Ontology annotation, biological process: nervous system development; establishment of protein localization; cilium organization. The record is from RefSeq and is a predicted model, not a curated record. Bases 749 to 2797 code for a protein of 682 amino acids. The transcript has 15 exons.
UCCACACCGGCUGUAGAGGAAGGAAGGGGACGUCGUGCGUCGCGAGAACUCGGGGCUGCUGCGCGUGCGCAGGUAGCGGCGCUGCGGUGGUUGCUAGGCAACGCUGCAGCGGGAACGGCGUGCGGUGACGCGCGGGAUUCCCUCCAUCUCCCCAGGCCCUGCCGUCUGCACGGUGCUGCUAAGGGCCUCAGCACGGCCACUCUCCUCAGACCCACUCGCCCCGGCGUCCCCCUGCCUUCCUGCCCGGCUGGCUCUCCGUGCUCUGACACACUUCUCUCGGGCAGCCUGUGGUUGUGCUGCAGGCUGAGCUCUGUCAGUGAGCUGCUGGCAUAACCGCACCGUGGAUUGUUUUCUUCCUCAGGCCUUGACAAGGUUCCUAGCAGAACAAAUCCUGUAAUUUAGCUUAGCCUGUGCCGAAGGCUCACGUGCCCCGACAUUUUUCAGCAGGAUUAGUUUUUAAUCCUAUUUAGCCCCUUACAGGUGAUUGUUUUAACACCUUGGGCAGCACUUGGGCUGACUUCUGUCAGUUCCUCAGUCAGAAAUCCUCCUUUGGGGCAGUGGUGUUAAGUGUAAACACGAACACACGGCACGCAAAUGUUCUCACUGUAGCGAGCCUUGUUGCUAAUCGUCCUCGUGCCACAAUCCCCGGCUUCCCGUGGUUUGAUCGACCGACCCUCUGGCAGCUCCUGAAGUAUCGGAAGCAGCGGUGUCAGGGUUCAAAAGUGCUAGGGCUCCCAUCUGCCAUCAGAUGACUUUCUGCCUGACUGAGCUGCACCUGUGGUCUUUGAAGACUACCUUACAUAUUAGUGAUGAAGACAUUGGGGUACAUCAGUACUACGACAAGAAAGAGCCAGGAUCACAAAUGAAGCAUGGGUAUUUGGAAGACAAGCAAAAGCUAGCAGAAUCUCGAGAUUACCCUUGGAUACUGAAAAACAAAAGACCAGAAAAACUGCGAGAUACACUGAAGGAGGUUGAGGACUUAAUGCAAAAUGGUCGAUGUGUGCUGAGCAAAUGGAAGAACAAAUGUAUCUGCCAGCUCCUCUUUCAUUCGGGUAUACUGGUCUCCCUAAGCCUUUCUGGGCCACAGCUGGAGAAAGUGAUGAUUGACAGGACCCUGGUGGGGAAGCUCAUCUCCGACACCAUCAGCGAUGGUAUUCUUUCGGACAAUUUCAUCAUCUUGUCAUUUGAGGACUAUAACCAACUCUGUUUCGUUCAGUUUACAAAGAAGAUGGAUUCUCCUGAUGUAAACAGAAGAAAACAUGAGAAACUCUCUUGUUUGGAUUUUAAGAUUUCUUACACUGAUAUACCUGGACUAGAAGGUAGGAGGAUGAAACGUCACCUGGCAAUAAACAGUAUGCAAGAUUUGGCCAUUUGCUGGUGGUCAGCAGCUAUUGAUGGAGCAUGGCCUUGGUCUCCUAUUUCCUGUGAAAGGGACAGAGCCAACCUAUUGCUGUUAGGCUGUGCGCAUGGCAAACUGGAGGUUCUGAGUUAUGUUCGUACAGAAUGGGAUCCACUGGAUGCUAGCUUUAGCACUAAGGAGCCUUACCAGGUUCACACAGUUGAGCACUCCAUCUCUGCAGAUAAAAAGCCCAUGGCUGACAGCUGCAUCUACAACUGUGUUAGAAACAAAAUUCGGUGUGCAGCCGUCACCAGAAUACCGCUGCAGUCAAGGGCAAUCAGCUGUUGCAGAAAUAUUACAGAAGACAAACUAGUCCUGGGCUGCGAAGAUUCAUCAAUAAUCCUGUAUGAUGCGUACAACCAAGUGACUCUGUUAGCCCAAGCAAAACUAUUGCCUGCAUUAGUAACCUACCACCCUUCUGGGGCCAUAUUCCUGGUUGGAAGUUCUCAAGGGGAGCUGCAGAUUUUUGACACAGCACUGUCCCCAGUUAAAAUUCAGCUCUUAGCAGACAACUAUUCACCUGAGGCAACUCUGCAAUUCAGCAAGCACUUUGACGUUUCUAGCAGCCUCAUCCAGAUUCAGUGGGCUGCUGCUCAAGCUGUAUCUCCCAGAGCUGAUGGCAUGGAUGUCCAUGAUCUUUUGUUCAUUAGAUUUGACAAAGGACCCUUAGGAGUUCUUCGCUUUAAACUUGGUGUGAUAACAAGAGGACAGCUGGGCCUUGUGGAAAUCAUCCACCAAUACAUUCGUUAUGAUGAGAUACAUGAGGCAAUUAACGUCCUGAACACCAUGAACUGGAACACGAUGGGCCAUCAGUGUUACAUCUGCUUGAGUGCCAUUGUCAAUCACCUGCUUAAACAAAAGCUUACACCAGACAGAGAAGCACAGCUUGAGGCAAGCCUUGGAACCUUUUAUGCUCCAACAAGACCCCUCUUGGAUACAACUGUGCUGGAAUACAGAGACCCCAUCAGCAGAUAUGCAAGAAGGUUCUUCCACCACCUGCUCAGGUAUCAGAGAUUUGAAAAAGCAUUUCUACUAGCUGUUGACAUAGGUGCUCGGGACCUCUUUAUGGACAUCCAUUACCUCGCUCUAGAUAAGGGUGAAUUGGCACUAGCUGAAGUGGCGAAGAAAAAGGCUAAUGACAUUGAUGCAGAAUCAAUAACUACUGGAAUUGGUGAGUUUAAGAAGUGGAGAUCAGGGGAUCUCCAUCAGGGGAGAGUUGUAGAUACGAGUUUGGAAAGAACAAUGCUUGUCAAUAGGAGACGUUUUGCACAUCUGCUGUCUGAUCAAACAAAUAAACAGAAACACUGGAGGACGAUUUAUUUACUACAACCUCUCUCACUACGUCCCGUGCUGCACUACAGGCUGGGAAUACCAUGGAAUUGCUGCAGGCAAAAUUGAAGGUUGGAACUGUUUUCCUCCAAAGGCUGCUGAAGAGACUGCUUGACAGUUUAUGCCCAGGAAACUCCUUUAUCAAAACCAAAGGUGUUUGAUGACCUGAUCAUAGCUCUUGUCGAAUGCUUUCAGCCUAUCAAAACCAAAUGCCCAAUAAAGGCCUGUCUGUUGGUGUUCUCCUUUGGAGAAAGCCAUAGGGGAGAGCUCAGUGGGGUCCAAGAGGAAGCUUUGCACCCAUUGCUGCUGUCCUCCUUGCACUGUCUGAAGAACUAAAUUUGCCUUAAAGAAGAAGUAAGAAGUAACAUGGGUUGUUAGAGAAAACACAUUGAUGGAAAACCGGUGGACGGCACUUAAUACAGUGCAAUGAAUACACCAGAAUGAAUGGCUUUUUUCCUCAUUUCAGCUAUUUGAAAUACAGUUUCUUUAAAUAUUCUUCCUGUGGGCUCCUGUGGAUUAGUUGGCACUGAAACUUCUUAAAAUCUCAGUGCUGUGAGACUGCUGCAGCUCCCAAACUCAUGCAUGCAUGGUAUCUGAGUUCAUGAUCCCAAGAAGUCCUGAACUGUGCUAGAUUUCAAACUGCAAAAUUUAGUCUUAAAAACAGAUCAUGAGGCAACGUCGGUUAUCUCUGCAUUGUUGAUAUUAUGAAAUGGCAAAAUAUUAUAAUAAGAUGAAAAGAUAGUAUUAAUAACAGCUUAAGCAUGUAUGAUGAUCAUUAUAAUUACUUAUUUACUGUGGGUACACAGUAAGUGUCCCACCUUAUCAUCUUUAUGAUUAAGCAAAGAGCUUGAUUUCUGCCUCCUACCUUCCUAGCCCAGGCCUGGCUACAAUCCGUGGCAUUUGGACUCCUGGCUCGCACCACAGGCUCCCUCCUCUUGCCCAUGUACCCGAUACUUUUGCUGGAUGUAACAUACCUUCCUCUGCUACAUCUUACUGUGAUUAUCUGCAUACCUCCGCUGAAAUUGGGCAUUGGCUUUGCUAAUAUUCUUACUGCUGAAAAUUUCCCCCUUGAAGAUGCUCAUAUAUGGCUGAAGUGCACAGAUGAACAGCACAUUUUGGGGCCAUCCCAGAGCCCUUGCAGAAUAACCUUAUUUCACCUUCCAUCACUGCCCUGACAUGAGCCUGACAUGUGCUCACCCUCUGACUGCAACCCACAGAAGGAGGGAUGUGGAACCCAAUCCGAACUUCUACUGAAUCAUCAUCUCAGUCUCAUUGCAAAAUUUCACCACCUGACUACCUAAACAAAACAAACUUUUAAUAACCAAAUGGAAGAUGUUUGGUACAAUUACUACUUAUAUAUAUAUAUAUAUUGACUACAUAGUAGUAAAUUUUAGCCAAAGAAGCCAGCCACGAGGUGCUUACUGGGAGCCCUUGCUUUUUGCCUGCACGUGGGAAGGCUCACAGCGUGAACAUGGAGCCCAUGUGCAUGUAGUUGGCUGUGCUGAAAGACUGUGCUGCUGCUGCCUUUUAGACAGGCAGGGAAGAGUUGGGCCUGCAGCACUCUCCUGCAAACACAGGAAUAAAAUAUUAUCGAGAAUUUUAGUAGGAAGACAUGCCUGGAAAAACUCCUGAUAUCCUCCAAAAUUCCUGAAAGAAGUACAAGCUUCAGUCAGUGCCUUAUUUUCACAUACUGUUAUCAACUGCACUGCCCCAGCCUAUUUCUCUGUGUGCCUGGAAGCGGUGUUGCUCACUUACAGGACCAGGAGCAGCCAACAGGUCAGUGACAGGCCGAUGGCAGUCCUCUCAGUGCAACCCCAACCUCCUGAGUGACUCUGGCCAGCUCAUUUGAGCCCUCGGUGCUUUCAUUUCCCUUUGGGGAGCCCUCUGUGACGUGCACCCCUCCUUCCCACAGCAUCCCCACCGCAGCCCUGGCUUCUUCUCAUCACCUUUCCAGCAGUGCCCUCCCAGAGGCAGGAGCACAACCAGGCCAAGUCCGUUUUCCAAGCUCACUUAUUUUCUGUGAUUUGGAGGAAUUUUUACAACGCGCCGCUGGGAAAUGAGCCGUAAUAUUCUUGUUGCUAUCUGCCGUUAGGUGUCAGUGUGACAACAACCAUGAUGCACAAAGGCUUUUCUAGGGGCGGGCAAGACGCUCCGUGCUCAACUUCUCCUUUCGGGAUCGGGGAAAACACAACAUCCAACCGAGAGGAAGGGGAAGGGAGAACAGAGCCAGCAUCACCUUAUUUCAGGUUUUUCCACCGCCUGAUGGAAGCUAUUUACUAGCAGAUAAGUCUGUUUGCGUUUCAUUCCGUGCGUCUCGGGGCUCCCGGUGCUGUGGUUCUCAGAGAGGUGCAAUAUUUACCAAAGCAGGGGAAGAGCUGCGCACACCGCCCCGACACGCUGUGCUGGGGCAAAAGACACACUCGCAGCUCUUGGUAAUUUGCAGUCUGUAGGAGGUAAACAGCUCUGCCCGUGCACAACUGCUGAAGUAUUCCUGUAAGGUGAUGCCUGCUGAGGUUGGAUAAAACACUGGCUUAGAAAAAAUAGCGAGGAAUUCCGUUCAUUCAGAAAGAAAGGAUGAAAAUGAUGUUUUUUCACUGAAAAUGAUCCAUUAUUUCAGUGUAUGGGUGGUAUGCAAAGUAGAGAAAUAGUAAAAAUGUGAUACACGUGAAGGGGUUUGUUAUUAAAUCAAGUUUCAAGUGCUUCCCAAGAUGAGAUGACAAACACAGCAAACAAUUUUUGUUUAGAUGGGAGUUUUUAAACUUAGUACAGGUAGGAAAUAAAAAUCUGUUUUGGCCAAAAAAAAAAAAAAAAAAAGUCUUUGUCUGAAGAAAAUUGUUUUCAGAAAUAUUCUUCUGAUCCCUCUGGUGUUGAGAAUAUCCCAAGUACUUGUAGGGUGACAUUUCCUCCCUUAUUUUUGAAGCCAGGAGUGUUCCCACCAUUGAUUUUGAUCAGAUUUAGGACAGGGCAGUGCAAUGGCUAACUCACAUUGGCUUUCCCAGGGAUCAGGGAAUCUGUUGUGCAAGAAAACUCUUUGAGGGCAGCUUUGCCUUCCUAUUGCCUCCUUAGGAAUACAAGAGAUUGUGAGCAUUGCUUAAGUUUGUUGCCAUGAUGAUGUUCUCCCAUUCCAUACGCUUCUGGUCUUGCCUAGAAAGCUGUCUCCAGCGCUCCAGUGAUUUGCACCCUAGAGCAGGACAGAGGCAGUGGGGGCAGGACAGGCAGCAGCCAGGCAGGUAGCAAAAACCUCUACGAGAUGUGGGGUGUGGGCAGGGCUGGUGCUGGCAUGUAGGGGAAGGAAAGGAUUGCUCCAGUAAUGCAGGAAUGUGGAAAGAUGCUUUGUAAGGGCAACCUUUUCCUAUUGAGCCUCACUUGCUUUCCAUGGAUACGAAAUGCACUUUAAAUGAUGAAAGGAGCAACACUGUAUUCAACAGAUAUCAGAGAAUGCAGGCUGGCUUAAUUACCUCCUCUUAAAAAAAAUGUCUUUUUCUACAAAGGUGAGCAUCUGUCUGAGACAGAAUCUGUUCUCCAAACUCCUGUUGUGCGCUUCUGUGAGAAGAGUGAGGGAAUGAAGGAGGGCCAGGGAGAUGAUCCAGGGGAAGAUCCACAGGGAUCUUUCUCUUAGGGUUUUUCCUCUGUUGCCCUCACCACCCACCAGCUCCCUGCCAGCAGCCUCUGUGCUUACCUGGCCAUGGCUGUCUAUAAGGCCUUUGGGCACCCGAACCAGGUGUCAGCAAGCCCAUGCAGCCAGCCAGGCAGGUGAGUGACAGCCCCAAAAUGCCUAUCAGGGAGAACCUGCCCUGAUAUCUGCUUCAGUGCCUUCAUUAGCCACACCUUGCUGCUCAAUUGUCGAGUGUCAGUCAGGGUGCUCCAGAGAUGGCUACAACAAGGCGUGCUCUAAUACCCCAACUGCUUUCAUGUCCCAGUGCCUUCGGGUGCUUUUAGAAAACGCAUCCAAGUUUCAUCUCAUGCAGUGGGAUUUAGCCAAGAGACACCGAACAGAGCACCGUAUAAGUGUCAUUAAGAGAGCAUUAAGCAGGAUGUCAGAAUGUAUGUUGUGUGCAUGUGUAUGUGUCUGUGUGCAUACACAUAACUCAGACAUAUACACUUUUGGCACCAGGGAGGUUUAAAAUAGCACAUCAGCAUCAAACGUGGCAAGUUUUGAAUUCAUCUCCUUAGCAUGGCCAGUUUUGUAGCAUCAUAGAAUCAUAGGGGCUGGAAGGGACUUCUGGAGACCAUCAAGUCCAAUCCUCACGUUUCCUGUGGUGGAUGUGCACAUACAAACCUGACAAAGCUUGGCACUCAUUUUAUGGGAACUUACCCAAGAAAUUCAAGACUUUAUUUCAUAAUUCUUAAAGCACAACAAUGACAACAGAAGUAGGAAGUCAAUAUUUUUAAGUGGAGUGAAAAAAAGCCAACAUGCAAGCAUUUUAAAUUUUGGUAUAUGUUACAUGGCAAUCAGCUUAUUGAUAUCAGAAUAGGUUUAGUCUACACAGCCUUCCAGCAUAAGCCACUUCUUUUCCAUGCGUCCCGCUGACUGUGUGUGAGCACAUUUGCCUGGCAGAAGCCAGCAAGCACUGCUGAUUUGUAAUUAUUGUUUUGUUUACAGAUGGUAUUGCCAUUUUUCUAUUAUUUGGAUUAGGGAACCAACCGGUCCCAACUUUUUCUUCAUUAAAAGUAAAAGAAAAAAUCUCCUUUUAAUAAGUGUAUGCUUCACACUUUCAAACUUCAAUAGCAUGGAAUGUUUCACUUGAUCAGAAAGCUGAUUUAAUUUGCUGCUAGGUUAAAUGUUAAAGGUUUCAGUCUUAUGACCAUGAAUUCUCAAAUUAAAUUCAGCGCAUUGCUUAAAUUUCUAGCUGCAGUGCAUUUAGGCUAAUUGCUUUGGUAAGUUGGAUGCUUAGUAACUACCACUCUUCUGAAUUUUCGUCCUUAGAGGAGAGCAGUGAAAUAAGCCUGAGGGGCACAGGUGGGCUCGCCUGCUCUUUGCCAUUCACCUGUGGGGUCUUUGGAUAUCUCUUCCAGUCUGACCACAUCCUUAGACCAUGUCUGAUGAGGCUGUUCUGCUGACAAGGGAGAGAAUUUAAACACCUGUAGGUUUGAGCUAUUUAAGCCCAAAUCAGUUUUGAAGCAACAAGAAAGGCUGAGCAAAACGGUUCAGAUUUCAGUCAGUUGUCAGCUAAAUGUGUGCACUGGGCCUUCAAGUAUUUGGCCAGACACAUCUUGAUUGCUUGGCUUUUGUUUUCACCCUUGGAAAGUCAGCUGGAUAAUAGCCCCUAGCCAAAGCCUAUUCUGCAGUGCUGUAAGUGGGCAGGGCCUGGGGGCCAGCAGGAGAGCUCACCCAAAAAAUACCGAGCUAUCUUGACAUAUUUCCUGAUUUUUUGUCUGCCAACUUAUUUGCACUCCUUCCUUACAACGUUAACCAUAAAAAUCAUUCGGUCUGAACUUUAUCACCACUGAUGCUCUUCCCUUUGGAGGAAGUCACUAUGUAAAGCACAGGGUGAUGGAAGCAGCAAAGGAAACGUCUGCUAGCUGCACAUGGGCAAGCCCCAAGCACUUAGCCUGAGUACCUAGCUUUCUCCUCUUUGUUUACAGCAUUUUAAGGCUUUUAGUUCUCACGCAGCAUAUAUGUCAUUAAAUGUCCGAUGCCUCUUUGCACACCUUGUUGUGAUGCCCUGUGGCAACCUGAAUUAAUUGUUUCUGUAGUUGGUGGUGGUUACUAGCAGUAAUUAUUAUAAUUUGCAUUUAUAAAAACACCUUUCAUCUAAGGAUCUCAAAAUGCUUUUGCUCACAUUUAAUUAAGCUUCACAACAUCCUGUGAGGUAAGUGUCAAGAGCAUAGUUAUAUCCACUUUUACACUGGAUUCCCCAAGAAAACAAGGUCAGUCUCUACCACGGUGGGUGUUUGGGACACAUCACAUUUGCACUGAGUGGAGCAGGAACCAGAGGUGCCAAAAUAUGGUCACUGUCCAUAUCCCACAUCACUGUAUGACCACCACAUACACUGGCAGAGCAGCGGAAGCCCAGAUCUCUGGUCUGAGAGGGCCAGCUCCUUUCCCUGGAGAAUUCAGCUACAGAAAAGUCUUGAGAGGAAAAACCAAUCAGCACAUAUUGCACAAGACAACCCGUGCUGCAAAGAUAUCUAUUUUCCCUCAUUUUCUACCAUGAAGUUUAAGCCUCUCAUUGCAAUCUGCACUCAGUGACACAUGGCUACUGCAGCUGAAGGCAAGAAACCAGCUGCGAGGAAUGUGAAGUUGCCCUUUAGAAGACUCACCUGUCUUAGAAGAAACUGCAUGCACUUAACUGCCAGCCUUGGAUCAACUCUAUGUGCAGUGAGCCCUCCCAAGACCAACCACAUCCAAGGUUACCACUUGACCGUGGCAUAUAGAGGUGAGGACAACACAAGCUUUGGCACUUAAGAGGACAGCAGCAGAAGUUUUCAAAAGCCCAUUUCUUCUUCAUAAAUUUGUAAAAGUGUUGUUUGAACUGAACCCAGCUCCCUGUAAGCUCUGGAUGAGCCCC